Trypanosoma rangeli is the source of this 1923-nucleotide messenger RNA. RefSeq names its product putative mitogen-activated protein kinase, putative,kinase. The record is from RefSeq and is a predicted model, not a curated record. NCBI's taxonomy places the organism in Eukaryota, Euglenozoa, Kinetoplastea, Trypanosomatida, Trypanosomatidae. The coding region runs from base 1 to 1923 and encodes 640 amino acids. Gene Ontology annotation, biological process: protein phosphorylation; intracellular signal transduction. Gene Ontology annotation, molecular function: ATP binding; MAP kinase activity. Gene Ontology annotation, cellular component: nucleus; cytoplasm. The transcript has a single exon.
AUGGAGGGGUACGAAACGUUAGGUGUUCUUGGGGAGGGGACGUACGGCGUUGUUGUCAAGGCACGCCAUCGCGCCACCGGUCGAAUUGUCGCUAUCAAAAAGUACAAGCAGGCAGAGGACGACGAUCACGUGCGCAAGACUUCCCUGCGAGAGGUGCGGGUGUUGAAGCAGCUCCGUCAUCCGAAUAUCAUCUCACUGCUGGACGUGUUUCGCCGAGACGGGAGGUUGUAUCUUGUGUUUGAGUACGUGGAGAACACCAUUCUGCAGCUUAUUGAGGAUAGACGCCACGGUCUGUCCCCGGAUGAGGUGCGACGUUACACCUACCAGCUGCUGAAUGGGGUGGAUUAUUGUCAUGCGCACAACAUUAUUCACCGCGAUGUAAAACCAGAGAACAUUUUAGUUUCAAAAGGAGGAAUUUUGAAGUUGUGCGAUUUUGGGUUUGCGCGGCAGUUAAGUUCCAAAGGGAAGUACACGGACUACGUUGCCACGCGCUGGUACCGCGCACCCGAGUUGCUAGUUGGGGACGUUUCCUACGGCAAGGCGGUAGACAUCUGGGCGAUUGGUUGCAUUUUCUCUGAGCUUUCCGACGGGCAGCCGCUCUUUCCCGGGGACUCUGAUUUAGAUCAGUUGUCUCUCAUUAUGCGCAGCUGUGGGCCCGUGCCAGAUCGAAUGGUAGACAUCUUUGGGCGUAACGCCAUGUACCGUCGUGUGGCCUUUCCGGAAACCCCCCUCGAGGAGUCUUUGCAACGACGCUUUUACAAAAGCAAGGCAUCGUGGUUAGAGUUUUUGACGGCGUGCUUGCACACGGAUCCGGCUGAGCGGCCCUCAUGCGCGGCACUGAUGAAUAUGCCGUACUUUACGGAGGACAAUUUUCGGGUAGAGUACGACGCGGAGCUGCGGGCGCUUUUGACGCCGUACCAAACCCCAGUAGAUGCAGCAGCGAUCACCUGUUCCACCGUUGUGCAACCCAGGGCGUCAUUGCUUCCUAGCGAGGUGGAGGAAAGCGGGGACGUCGUCCUGCCGCUAAUAGCUAUGCAGCCUAAAGGACAUGAGGCGGAGGGUGGGUGGCCGGUAGUGAACAAAGCGACAUCGGUGGGUGUUAGUGUGGGAGCCGGGGGCCACGACAAUAUCCCCUACCAUCAGCUGGGGACGUUGUGGAGCCACUACCUGGGAACGACGGUAAGUGGCGGGGGGCCCAGCACCGGGGAGUUGCCAACGAUUGGCACGCGUCAAAUACAAACACACCAUACUAUGGCCACACCCAUCUUUAACAGCGGCAAAGAUGCGGCCAAGUUAGAACAUAAAGGCACUCAAUACAGCACGCUUGCUAGUCCGCUGCAGACGUUAAAGGUGGCAGGUGGCACGACGCACGGCACAGUUCACUCCCACUCUCCCAUUAGCCAGCAGGGCUCGAAGGCGAACGGUGUAACGCAGGGAACCUUAACACUUUCCCUCAAAAACAGGAAAAAUCAAAAUUUUACCGUCACCAAGAGCGAUUCAUCGGGUGGAUGGAAAUUAAGUUCCCUGAAAAAGUCUAUUAAGUUCGCGUACCCCAUGUUUCCUGCACUACCAAGCGGUAGUAGCUCUCCUGCGCCGACGGCGUUCACCUCCACCAGUAGUGUGGCUCUCAAUGCGCUUUCGGUCAUACGGGACGCCAACACGAACACAGUGCCAAAUACGACACACAACACCCACAGCAACACGGUGACCACGACGACGACGACGACGGUUAACACUGGCACUGGGGAAGGACCCGUCGGCGGCACCAACAAUCCCACGCGGCACAGGAAGAGGCAGACAAAGCGGACGCAGGCGCUAGGAAGCAUGCUAGGGUCACCCCCACGAGUUUCGGGCAACACCAACUCGUACCAAAGUGUGAUGGGGCAGAAAUGUUCUCUUCACGAUGUUCCAUCAAAACGAUAA